AUAAAAGGUCACCGGGAACACCGGGAAGAUCACUGCAGUCGACUCCGGGCUUGUCUGUAUCAUCUGUACAAGGCAAAGAACACCAAGAGAUCAAAAUGGCCUUCUCAGGUAUACUGAAAGACGCUGAAAUCACUGCAGCCCUGGACGCAUGCAAAGCCGCCGACACAUUCGACUUCAAGAAGUUCUUCAAAACAUGCGGUCUCUCCGGCAAGUCCGCCGACGACGUCAAGAAGGCCUUCUACGUCAUCGACCAGGACAAGAGCGGCUUCAUUGAGGAAGAGGAGCUGAAGCUGUUCCUGCAGAACUUCUGCCCAGCUGCGCGCUCGCUGACCGAAGCCGAGACCAAGGGCUUCCUGAAGGCCGGGGACGCCGACGGCGAUGGCAAGAUUGGAGUUGAUGAGUUCGCUCUCUUGGUCAAGGCAUAAACAUCAACCGACCAACACCUGCGCUGAUGGAACAACAUUGCCCACGUCAAACCUCCCCUUUUCAUCUGAAUAUAAAUAAUUUUUAUACAUUUGCUUAUACGAGACGUUUCCUCCUAUGCAACACACUUGUCCAAAAACAAACAAACUGAUGAUUGUGAAUGUAGCUCGGUCGUGUUCAUGUCUUAAAUAUGAAUUUUGCUUACUGUCAAAUCUGUGAUGCACUUUCCAGGAACGAAGGACAAAAAAAAGGAAUAAAUAUUCUUUUGGUAUGGUC
Molecule: messenger RNA, 699 nt
Organism: Lampris incognitus (smalleye Pacific opah)
Lineage: Eukaryota; Metazoa; Chordata; Actinopteri; Lampriformes; Lampridae
Product: parvalbumin beta-like
Exons: 5
Coding region: 96-425 (109 amino acids)
Cellular component (GO): cytoplasm; nucleus
Molecular function (GO): calcium ion binding
Source: RefSeq, a predicted model, not a curated record